AUGGCUCGUGGUAACAACACCAAUCGCCCUCCACCAGACUACACCUCCUUUGGUUCUUCAUCUUCUAUGGAUGAAUUAUCCAGCCCUUAUUAUCUACAAAAUGGAGACCAUCCUGGCUUAAUUUUAGUUUCUCAUUCUUUAACCGGAUCUAAUUUCAGCUCUUGGCAUCGUGCCUUGCUUCUUGCUCUAACAGCAAAGAAUAAACUAGUUUUUAUUGACGGCACUAUUGUUCGUCCUCCCUCCACUGAUUUACUCUUCUCUUCUUGGAAUCGAUGUAAUUCCAUGGUUAUCUCAUGGAUAUUAAACUCGGUUGCUAAUGACAUUGCUGACAACCUUCUUUAUUUUUCUACUGGCUAUAAAGUUUGGAAUGAUUUGAAGACUCGGUACUCUCAGGCGAAUGGUCCUCGGAUCUUCCAGCUUAAACAACGCAUUUCAUCAUUGUGUCAAGGAUCCCUUGAUGUUAAUGGUUACUAUAGCAAGUUGAAAUCCCUUUGGGAUGAAUUACAGGAUUACAUUCUUCUACCUUCCUGCACUUGUGGUGCGCUUCGCGAAAUUGGUGCCAGUAAGGAGCAAGAUCAUAUUUUGUUGCUUGAACCAUUGUCGUCGCUCACCAAGGUCUUCUCCAUGGUUCUACAAGAAGAGCGUCAACGCCAGCUCUCCGUUGCCUUGCCAACUCCGGCUGCACCAGAUACUCCUAUCCUUACCUCUGUUGCCUCAUCUCCUCCGUCCAUUUCCACAGCGGUUGCUGUCCAACGCCGUUUGUGA
Messenger RNA from Gastrolobium bilobum, 765 nucleotides. RefSeq lists its product as uncharacterized. Lineage: Eukaryota; Viridiplantae; Streptophyta; Magnoliopsida; Fabales; Fabaceae. The transcript is spliced from 2 exons. The coding region runs from base 1 to 765 and encodes 254 amino acids. The record is from RefSeq and is a predicted model, not a curated record.